Molecule: messenger RNA, 2562 nt
Organism: Lates calcarifer (barramundi perch)
Lineage: Eukaryota; Metazoa; Chordata; Actinopteri; Centropomidae
Gene: mindy3
Product: MINDY lysine 48 deubiquitinase 3
Exons: 16
Coding region: 400-1770 (456 amino acids)
Biological process (GO): protein K48-linked deubiquitination
Molecular function (GO): K48-linked deubiquitinase activity; cysteine-type deubiquitinase activity; calcium ion binding
Source: RefSeq, a predicted model, not a curated record
GAUUUCAACCAAUGGGUAGUCACGUCAAAUGAACGCACAGUUUUUUUUUAAUACAAUUCUGUUGUAAAUAAACGAAUGACACAGACGCUGGUAAUAGUGAAAUUGCUACCAAAAUAUAUAUAAUCAAUACGGAAACCCAUUACUCGGCUGUGCAUAAAGCUGCUGUGGCGACGUUGAUGUUAUUCCUACCCGCCAGUUUGCUGCCAGCCACUAGAGUCAGACUGUGGGUAUCUACACAGGUAGCUUGUGGCCAAUGCCACAGGCUCGACCUGCCGAGAGAAGUGGACUGUCAACCUCGAGAAGAGCAAGCAAGUUGGCCUCAGCAGACCUCCGUGGUCCCCACCUGGCUGUUGGACUGAAGAGGGCGUGUCUGUUGAUUUACCAGCAGUGAAAGUUAUCAUGUCGGAAUUAAAUAAAGAGGUGGUGGAUUUGGUCUGGGGGAGACCCUCCAAUGGAGGAGUGUCUGCGUCUAUCUUCCGUAGAUGGACCCAAGGAUUUGUCUUCAGUGAGAAUGAGCACACAGCCCUGGAGCAGUUUGAGGGAGGGCCGUGUGCUGUAAUUGCACCUGUUCAGGCUUUCCUCUUAAAGAACAUUCUGUUUAACAGAGAAAGUUCCAACUGGAGACAGAUGCCAGAGGAGGAGCAGAAAACAGCGCUCUGUUCCACGCUGAGUGAAAUUUUGGAGUCUGCCUGUUCCAGCCCGUCCACAGGGUUCUGCCUGGUGACCUGGGCAAAGGGACAGAGCCUGCAUACUAGCACACAUACUAACUCGCAGUCACAGUCGCAAACACAGGAUGUGCCAGAGCCAGAGAGCAGUCAGCCGCCACAGGAGCAGCAACCCACUGCUUUGGCUGCUGAGGACCUUGGCUUUGAGCGAUUUCACAGUGUUCUCCACAAGCGGACUGUAAUGUCAGUGGCUGAUCUUAGAGAGGAGGUGCUGUCUCUCUACCACACCUGGAGGGGGUGCUGUGGAGUUUUGCUUUUCCUCUACUCAGUCAUCCUAACCAAGGGCAUAGAGAAUAUACGAAAUGAGAUCCAGGACACGAUGGAGCCUCUCAUAGACCCUGUGCAUGGUCAUGGCAGUCAGAGCCUGGUCAACCUCCUUGUAACUGGCCACGCUGUCUCUAAUGUCUGGGAUGGAGACAGGGAGUGCUCAGGCAUGAAACUACAUGGUAUUCAUAAACAAGCAUCAGUUGGCUUCCUCACGCUCAUGGAAUCACUACGCUACUGCAAGGUCGGGGCAUUCCUCAAGUCUCCAAAGUUCCCUAUUUGGAUCCUUGGCAGUGAAACUCACCUCUCUGUGUUUUUCACCAAGGAGAUGUCCCUGGUAGGUCCAGAGUGUCCAUCAGAACAGGCAAGGAGGGUCUUCCAGUCUUUUGAUCCUGAAGAUAAUGGCUUCAUCCCAGAGUCUCUCCUGGAAGAUGUGAUGAAGGCCCUUGACCUUGUCUCAGAGCCUGAGUAUGUCAGUCUGGUGAAGGGUAAGCUAGAUCCAGAGAGUUUGGGCAUAAUUCUUCUGGGCCCGUUCCUGUUGGAGUUCUUCCCUGAUCAGGAUUCAGGAAUCCCAGACUCAUUUCCCGUCUACCACUACAAUGGACUUAAACAGUCCAACCACAACGAGAGGGUGGAGUAUGUGGAAGGGACUGCUUUGGUGCUAGGUUUUGAGGACCCCAUGGUUCGGACGGAUGACACUCCAGUCAAGCGCUGCCUACAGACCAAGUGGCCGUACAUCGAGCUGCUGUGGACCACCGACCGCUCCCCAUCACUGAACUAGCACCGACAAAGUCCGGGUGUGUCUGCAUAUGUGGAUAGACCUGCUCUGCACACCCCCUGCCCCCACCCGCCUCCCCUCUUCACGCUGACCUCUCGACGGGUCAGCAGGUUACAAAGACUUGGACACAUACACACGUACAACGCAGAAACGAAUGAGAAAAACACAAAUGCACACAAACAUGAGACUCAGACAAACACUUUGAUGGACUAAACGAUGCACGCCUGAGAUCCAUUCUUGCAUCCUCACUUACAUUCCACACAAAUAUAAACUCACCUUUACAACUCAUGCUGUUGUCUGUUCACCAUGGCUUGUAAUUUGACAUGCAGGAUGUUUAUGAUGUGAUUAUUUAAAAAAAAAAUUGAAUGACUGUUUAUUUUUACAGCUCUGCUCUGUGCCGACACCUCUGCUACAGUUUAGCAGUAAACAGCUAGCCACUGUUUAGAGCAGACUGAACCACAUGUACAGCCAAUCGACUGUGAAACACUACUGUUAAUCCAGCUAUAGGACUGUUUGAGGGAAAACCUACCAAAGCCUUCCACAUAAGAGAACACAUACACACACAGUCACACCCACUGAUAAGCGUUUACAGCGUAAAGGGACCAACCCAGACGCAGAGAACUGGAGAUGUGAACAGAAGGUUUCUUCAGUGUUUUCACCAAGAUGAAGCUGGUGUAGGCGUUCUGUGUGUGCGCACCUCGUGCGCCUCGCUAGGAUGUUGGCCAAGUGCUCAUGUAUUUAUUAUCACACUCAAAGGUUCGGGAAUAAACACUUUUCUUUUUUUGUUCAAAUGAA